AUGGCAGAUAGCAGUUCUGAUGGUGAAAGCAGUUCUCACUGUGAAUGCAGUUCUGAUGGUGAAGACAGUUCUGACGGUGAAAGCAGUUCUGAUGGUGAAGACACUUCUGAUGGUGAAGACAGUUCUGAUGGUGAAUGCAGUUCGGAUGGUGAACGCAGUUCCGACAGUGAAUUGAAUUCUGAAGAACCCCCCAGAAAGAAAUAUAAAAUUUCGAGUCUUACAUACCGAAGAACAAAGAUGCAUGAUGCCGUUUCCUGUUGGGAUAUCAUUACUCUUAAAGAGAUUCUUCAGAAUGAAAUGCACUUGGUAGAUGUGCAAGACGAAUACGGAAAGACAGCCUUACACAUAGCUGCCGAACAAGGGAAUAAGCAAAUAGCAUUACUGCUGUUGUCUGUGGGUGCUGAUAUGAGCCUGCAAGAGCAAGCGGGCAUGACCGCUCUCCAUAUAGCUUUGAAACAUAGCUACGAAGAAACAACAAAAGUUCUUACCAACGCAAACGCGAAGUAUGACAUACAAGAUAAAAAUGGUAAGACUGCCUUGCAUUAUGCAACAGAAAAGAAAUAUGUAGAAGUUGUAAAGAAACUUUUAGCUGCUGGUGUUAAUACCCGACUUCAAGACAAAUCGGGAAAGACAGCCCUCCAUGUAGCUUUGAAAAAGCGUAGCCAAGAUGCAGCAGAAUUGCUUGUCGAGGCAGAGUCGGAAAACAACAUUCAAGAUAAGGAUGGAAAGACUGCAUUACAUUAUGCAUCAAAACGCGAUUAUGAAGAUGUUGUAAGGAAACUGUUGGUUUCAGGUGCUAAUACCAGUCUUCAAGACGAAGCGGGAAGGACAGCCCUCCACGUAGCUUUAAAAAAUCAUAGCCAAAAGGCAGCAGAAUUGCUUGUCGAGGCUGACUUGGAAAACAACAUUCAUGAUAAGGAUGGAAAGACUGCAUUACAUUAUGCAUCAGAGUGCGAUUAUGAAGAAGUUGUAAGGAAGCUGUUGGCUUCAGGUGCUAAUACCCGUCUUCAAGACAAAGAGGGAAAGACUGCCCUCCACGUAGCUUUGAGAAAUCAUAGCCAUAAUGCAGCAGAACUGCUUGUCGAGGCUGACUCGGAAAACAACAUUCAAGAUAAGGAUGGAAAGACUGCAUUACAUUAUGCAUCAGAGCACGAUUAUGAAGAAGUUGUAAGGAAGCUGUUGGCUUCAGGUGCUAAUACCCGUCUUCAAGACAAAGAGGGAAAGACUGCCCUCCACGUAGCUUUGAGAAAUCAUAGCCAUAAUGCAGCAGAAUUGCUUGUCGAGGCUGACUCGGAAAACAACAUUCAAGAUAAAUAUGGAAAGACUGCCUUACAUUAUGCAUCAGAGUGCGUUUAUGAAGAAGUUGUAAGGAAGCUGUUGGCUUCAGGUGCUAAUACCCGUCUUCAAGAUGAAGCGGGAAAGACGGCCGUCCAUGUAGCUUUAAAAGAGCGCAGCAAAAAGGCAGCAGAAUUGCUUGUCGAGGCAGACUCUACAAACAACAUUCAAGAUAAGGAUGGAAAGACUGCAUUACAUUAUGCAUCAGAGCGCGAUUAUGAAGAAAUUCUAAAGAAGCUGUUGGCUUCAGGUGCUAAUACCCGUCUUCAAGACGAAGCGGGAAAGACGGCCCUCCAUGUAGCUUUAAAAGAGAGCAGCAAAAAGGCAGCAGAAUUGCUUGUCGAGGCAGACUCUACAAACAACAUUCAAGAUAAGGAUGGAAAGACUGCAUUACAUUAUGCAUCAGAGCGCGAUUAUGAAGAAAUUCUAAAGAAGCUGUUGGCUUCAGGUGCUAAUACCCGUCUUCAAGACGAAGCGGGAAAGACGGCCCUCCAUGUAGCUUUAAAAGAGAGCAGCAAAAAGGCAGCAGAAUUGCUUGUCGAGGCAGACUCUACAAACAACAUUCAAGAUAAGGAUGGAAAGACUGCAUUACAUUAUGCAUCAGAGCGCGAUUAUGAAGAAGUUGUAGGGAAGCUGUUGUCUUCAGCUGCUAAUACCCGUCUUCAAGAUGAAGCGGGAAAGACGGCCCUCCAUGUAGCCUUAAAAGAGCAUAGCAAAAAGGCAGUAGAAUUGCUUGUCGAGGUAGACUCUACAAACAACAUUCAAGAUAAGGAUGGAAAGACUGCAUUGCAUUAUGCAUCAGAGCGCGAGUAUGAAGAAGUUGUAAGGAAGCUGUUGGCUUCAGCUGCUAAUACCCGUCUUCAAGAUGAAACAGGAAAAACGGCCCUCCAUGUAGCCUUAAAAGAGCACAGCAAAAAGGCAGCAGAAUUGCUUGUCGAGGCUGACUCGGAAAACAACAUUCAAGAUAAAUAUGGAAAGGCUGCUUUACAUUAUGCAUCAGAGCGCGAUUAUGAAGAAGUUGUAAGGAAGCUGUUGGCUUCAGGUGCUAAUACCCGUCUUCAAGACAAAGAGGGAAUGACUGCCCUCCACGUAGCUUUGAGAAAUCAUAGCCAUAAUGCAGCAGAAUUGCUUGUCGAGGCUGACUCGGAAAACAACAUUCAAGAUAAAUAUGGAAAGACUGCUUUACAUUAUGCAUCAGAGCGCGAUUAUGAAGAAGUUGUAAGGAAGCUGUUGGCUUCAGGUGCUAAUACCCGUCUUCAAGACGAAACGGGAAGAACGGCCCUCCAUGUAGCUUUAAAAGAGCGCAGCAAAGAGGCAGCAGAAUUGCUCGUCGAGGCAAACUCUACAAACAACAUUCAAGAUAAGGAUGGAAAGACUGCAUUACAUUAUGCAUCAGAGCACGAUUAUGAAGAUGUUGUAAGGAAGCUGUUGGCUUCAGGUGCUAAUACCAGUCUUCAAGACGAAACGGGAAAGACGGCCCUCCAUGUAGCUUUAAAAGAGAGCAGCAAAAAGGCAGCAGAAUUGCUUGUCGAGGCAAACUCUACAAACAACAUUCAAGAUAAGGAUGGAAAGACUGCAUUACAUUAUGCAUCAGAGCGUGAUUAUGAAGAAGUUCUAAGGAAGCUGUUGGCUUCAGGUGCUAAUACCCGUCUUCAAGACAAAGCGGGAAAGACGGCCCUCCAUGUAGCUUUAAAAGAGAGCAGCAGAAAGGCAGCAGAAUUGCUUGUCGAGGCAGACUCUACAAACAACAUUCAAGAUAUGGAUGGAAAGACUGCAUUACAUUAUGCAUCAGAGCGCGAUUAUGAAGAAGUUGUAAGGAAGCUGUUGGCUUCAGGUGCUAAUACCCGUCUUCAAGACGAAGCGGGAAAGACGGCCCUCCAUGUAGCUUUAAAAGAGAGCAGCAGAAAGGCAGCAGAAUUGCUUGUCGAGGCAGACUCUACAAACAACAUUCAAGAUAAGGAUGGAAAGACUGCAUUACAUUAUGCAUCAGAGCGCGAUUAUGAAGAAGUUGUAAGGAAGCUGUUGGCUUCAGGUGCUAAUACCCGUCUUCAAGACGAAGCGGGAAAGACGGCCCUCCAUGUAGCUUUAAAAGGGCGCAGCAAAGAGGCAGCAGAAUUGCUCGUCGAGGCAUACUCUACAAACAACAUUCAAGAUGAAGAUGGAAGGACUGCAUUACAUUAUGCAUCAGAGCGCGAUUAUGAAGAUGUUGUAAGGAAGCUGUUGGCUUCAGGUGCUAAUACCAGUCUUCAAGAUGAAGCAGGAAAAACGGCCCUCCAUGUAGCCUUAAAAGAGCACAGCAAAAAGGCAGCAGAAUUGCUUGUCGAGGUAAACUCUACAAACAACAUUCAAGAUAAGGAUGGAAAGACUGCAUUACAUUAUGCAUCAGAGCGCGAUUAUGAAGAAGUUCUAAGGAAGCUGUUGGCUUCAGGUGCUAAUACCCGUCUUCAAGACGAAGCGGGAAAGACGGCCCUCCAUGUAGCUUUAAAAGAGAGGAGCAAAAAGGCAGCAGAAUUGCUUGUCGAGGCAAACUCUACAAACAACAUUCAAGAUAAGGAUGGAAAGACUGCAUUACAUUACGCAUCAGAGCGCGAUUAUGAAGAAGUUGUAAGGAAGCUGUUGGCUUCAGCUGCUAAUACCCGUCUUCAAGAUGAAGCGGGAAAGACGGCCCUCCAUGUAGCCUUAAAAGAGCACAGCAGAAAGGCAGUAGAAUUGCUUGUCGAGGUAGACUCUACAAACAACAUUCAAGAUAAGGAUGGAAAGACUGCAUUGCAUUAUGCAUCAGAGCGCGGUUAUGAAGAAGUUGUAAGGAAGCUGUUGGCUUCAGCUGCUAAUACCCGUCUUCAAGAUGAAGCAGGAAAAACGGCCCUCCAUGUAGCCUUAAAAGAGCACAACAAAAAGGCAGCAGAAUUGCUUGUCGAGGUAGAUUCUACAAACAACAUUCAAGAUAAGGAUGGAAAGACUGCAUUACAUUAUGCAUCAGAGCGCGAUUAUGAAGAAGUUCUGAGGAAGCUGUUAGCUUCAGGUGCUAAUACCCGUCUUCAAGAUGAAGCGGGAAAGAUGGCCCUCCAUGUAGCUUUAAAAGAGCACAACAAAAAGGCAGCAGAAUUGCUUGUCGAGGUAGAUUCUACAAACAACAUUCAAGAUAAGGAUGGAAAGACUGCAUUACAUUAUGCUUCAGAGUGCGGUUAUGAAGAUGUUGUAAGGAAACUGUUGGCUUCAGGUGCUAAUACCCGUCUUCAAGACAAAGCGGGAAAGACUGCCCUCCACGUAGCUUUGAGAAGUCAUAGCCAUAAUGCAGCAAUUUUGCUUGUCGAGGCUGACUCGGAAAACAAAAUUCAAGAUAAAUAUGGAAAGACUGCCUUACAUUAUGCAUCAAAGCGCGAUUAUGAAGAAGUUGUAAGGAAACUGUUGGCUUCAGGUGCUAAUACCCGUCUUCAAGACGAAGCAGGAAAGACUGCCCUCCACGUAGCUUUGAGAAAUCAUAGCCAUAAUGCAGCAGAAUUGCUUGUUGAGGCUGACUCGGAAAACAACAUUCAAGAUAAAUAUGGAAAGACUGCCUUACAUUAUGCAUCAAAGCGCAAUUAUGCAGAAGUUGUAAGGAAACUGUUGGCUUCAGGUGCUAAUACCCGUCUUCAAGAUGAAGCGGGAAAGACGGCCCUCCAUGUAGCUUUAAAAGAGAGCAGCAAAAAGGCAGCAGAAUUGCUUGUAGAGGCAGACUCUACAAACAACAUUCAAGAUAAGGAUGGAAAGACUGCAUUACAUUAUGCAUCAGAGCGCGAUUAUGAAGAAGUUCUGAGGAAGCUGUUAGCUUCAGGUGCUAAUACCCGUCUUCAAGAUGAAGCGGGAAAGAUGGCCCUCCAUGUAGCUUUAAAAGAGAGCAGCAAAAAGGCAGCAGAAUUGCUUGUCGAGGCAGACUCUACAAACAACAUUCAAGAUAAGGAUGGAAAGACUGCAUUGCAUUAUGCAUCAGAGCGCGAUUAUGAAGAAGUUGUAAGGAAGCUGUUGGCUUCAGCUGCUAAUACCCGUCUUCAAGAUGAAGCAGGAAAAACGGCCCUCCAUGUAGCCUUAAAAGAGCACAGCAAAAAGGCAGCAGAAUUGCUUGUCGGGAUAGACUCUACAAACAACAUUCAAGAUAAGGAUGGAAAGACUGCAUUACAUUAUGCUUCAGAGUGCGGUUAUGAAGAUGUUGUAAGGAAGCUGUUGGCUUCAGGUGCUAAUACCCGUCUUCAAGACAAAGAGGGAAAGACUGCCCUCCACGUAGCUUUGAGAAAUCAUAGCCAUAAUGCAGCAGAAUUGCUUGUCGAGGUAGACUCUACAAACAACAUUCAAGAUAAGGAUGGAAAGACUGCAUUGCAUUAUGCAUCAGAGCGCGAUUAUGAAGAAGUUGUAAGGAAGCUGUUGGCUUCAGCUGCUAAUACCCGUCUUCAAGAUGAAGCAGGAAAAACGGCCCUCCAUGUAGCCUUAAUGAUUUCAGCUGCUAAUACCCGUCUUCAAGAUGAAGCAGGAAAAACGGCCCUCCAUGUAGCCUUAAAAGAGCACAGCAAAAAGGCAGCAGAAUUGCUUGUCGGGGUAGACUCUACAAACAACAUUCAAGAUAAGGAUGGAAAGACUGCAUUACAUUAUGCUUCAGAGUGCGGUUAUGAAGAUGUUGUAAGGAAGCUGUUGGCUUCAGGUGCUAAUACCCGUCUUCAAGACAAACAGGGAAAGACUGCCCUCCACGUAGCUUUGAGAAAUCAUAGCCAUAAUGCAGCAGAAUUGCUUGUCGAGGUAGACUCUACAAACAACAUUCAAGAUAAGGAUGGAAAGACUGCAUUGCAUUAUGCAUCAGAGCGCGAUUAUGAAGAAGUUGUAAGGAAGCUGUUGGCUUCAGCUGCUAAUACCCGUCUUCAAGAUGAAGCAGGAAAAACGGCCCUCCAUGUAGCCUUAAAAGAGCACAGCAAAAAGGCAGCAGAAUUGCUUGUCGGGGUAGACUCUACAAACAACAUUCAAGAUAAGGAUGGAAAGACUGCAUUACAUUAUGCUUCAGAGUGCGGUUAUGAAGAUGUUGUAAGGAAGCUGUUGGCUUCAGGUGCUAAUACCCGUCUUCAAGACAAAGACGGAAAGACUGCCCUCCACGUAGCUUUGAGAAAUCAUAGCCAUAAUGCAGCAGAAUUGCUUGUCGAGGUAGACUCUACAAACAACAUUCAAGAUAAGGAUGGAAAGACUGCAUUGCAUUAUGCAUCAGAGCGCGAUUAUGAAGAAGUUGUAAGGAAGCUGUUGGCUUCAGCUGCUAAUACCCGUCUUCAAGAUGAAGCAGGAAAAACGGCCCUCCAUGUAGCCUUAAAAGAGCACAGCAAAAAGGCAGCAGAAUUGCUUGUCGAGGCAAAUUCUACAAACAACAUUCAAGAUAAGGAUGGAAAGACUGCAUUACAUUAUGCCUCAGAGCGCGAUUAUAAAGAAGUUGUAAACAAGCUGUUGGCUUCAGGUGCUAAUACCCGUCUUCAAGACAAAUCGGGGAAGACAGCCCUCCACGUAGCUUUAAAAGAGCGUAGACGAGGUGCAGCAGAAUUGCUUGUCGAGGCAGACUCUACAAACAACAUUCAAGAUGAAGAUGGAAAGAGUGCCUUACAUUAUGCAUCAAAGUGCAAUUAUGAUGAAGUUGUAAGGAAGUUGUUGACUUUGGGUGCUAAUACCCGUCUUCAAGAUAAAUUGGGAAGGACGGCCCUCCAUGUAGCUUUGAAAGAGCGAAGCCAAAAAGCAGCGGAAGUACUUGCCGAGGCAGAUGCCGAAAACAACAUAAAAGAUGAAGAUGGAGAGACUGCUUUACAUUAUGCGUCAGAAAAUUCAUAUGUAGAAGUGGUCAAGAAGCUUUUGUUUUGUGACAUGAAUCCAUGC
Uloborus diversus is the source of this 7209-nucleotide messenger RNA. RefSeq names its product uveal autoantigen with coiled-coil domains and ankyrin repeats protein-like. Gene Ontology annotation, molecular function: protein binding. The annotation marks the transcript as partial. The transcript is spliced from 3 exons. The record is from RefSeq and is a predicted model, not a curated record. Lineage: Eukaryota; Metazoa; Arthropoda; Arachnida; Araneae; Uloboridae.